AUGACCACCGCUGGGAGACCGACUUGGAAUACGGCCAAGGGUGGCAAAGGCAAGUGGGAAGGUGAUUUAAGUGCUCUUUCCAGGCAAUAUUCUGUCCGUGAUCUUCCAUCUCACACUAAACUAAAGUAUCGUCAAGAAGGCCAAGGCAGACCAGAGGAACUUCAGGGAAAGGACUUUAAACGCGAUCUCGAGGAACGAGAGCGACAGGCAGCUCUUGAAAAGGCCACCAAAAAGGGUAAUUCAGUGGGAUCAAACCUCUCUGCAUUAACUAAUUCUGGAGAAAAACGAUCUAUAGCUGCGGUCGCCGACAUAGAUCGCAGUGGCGGAACUACUUCCAAACGUCCCAAGCAUGCUGUUGUUGUUUCCGCCAUUCCAACUGCCAAUCUUGAUGCAGAUGACCCGUGGGAGGAGGAUUAUACAGAAGAAGAUCAAAAAAUGCCUAAAGAUGAUGAAGAUAUUAAUUCCUCAUCGGAUGAUGAUGAUGAUGACGACGAAGAGGCUCUUCUGGCAGAAUUGGCCAAAAUUAAGCAAGAAAGAGUGGAAGAGGCGAUCAAAGCUGCCGCCGACAGAAGGGCUGCUGAGGAGACCAUCAGAAUGGAGAAAAUUCUUAAAGGGAAUCCCCUUCUGAACACUGAAAGCUCGGCGGAGUUUAAAGUGAAACGACGCUGGGAUGAUGAUGUUGUCUUCAAGAAUUGUGCUCGUGGAGAAGUCGAUCACUCAAAGAGAGGAUUCGUCAAUGAUACCCUGAGGUCGGAGUUCCACAAGAAGUUUAUGAAAAAAUAUAUUCAGUGA
Molecule: messenger RNA, 792 nt
Organism: Rodentolepis nana
Lineage: Eukaryota; Metazoa; Platyhelminthes; Cestoda; Cyclophyllidea; Hymenolepididae
Source: the annotation of a GenBank genome assembly